CAUAAAACUGAAGGCGAGGAAGGGAAGCAAAGAAAAAAGAGAAAGUUAUUGUGUUAUUGUUUUCUCUCUCUAUCUGUGUUUCUUUGUUGGACUCAUUCGCUUCAAACGCAUCUAUCGCUUCCCCACCUCUUUCUACUACCACUACUCGAAUGAGAAUGGUGCUGCUUCUGCUCUUGCCUUUGCUGGCCCUUUUCUCAAGAGACACCGUUUCUUCCAUUAUCUUUUGAUUCCUUCUCAUCUUAUUUCUUCUAUUUUAUUUUAUUUAUUUUAUUUAUUUUUUGUUUUGGUUUUGGUUUUGGUGUUGGUUUUGGUCCACCCUUCUAUUGAACACUCCGCCUUAUAGGCCUUCCCCAUCUUUAUUUCUUUCAUUCUUGUUCUGUGCUUCUCAUUAUUAUUGCCUUCUCCUUUCUCUCUCUCUCUCUCACCUCUGCAUUUCUUGUCCCAUUAAUUCUUCACCUUCGCAUUCUCUCAAACACCAUGGCUGUGCAAGCUCAAUAUCCCUCCAAUGUACUCUUUCUAAACUGCAGCAAAACCGGAAAAGAACCAUAUGACUAUUCUAUGGCAGGGGAACUCCUUGAUCAUCAUAAUCAAUCUCCUAUGUUAUUCAACAACGGAGGUAGUAAUUCUCGAAAGAGAGGAAGAGAAACAACAGCAGCGCCAAACCUUGUCAAUUCAUUCUCUUUACAAUCACAAUCUCAAUCUCAAUCUCCACAGUUCAUAGACCUCACUCAACUUCAUAAUCAAAAUGUAGUCUCCACAGGGCUCGGCUUAUCCUUUGGUGACCAACAAUUACAACAACAACAGCAUGGGUGUUACUCCUCUUCUCUCCUAUCUCUUUUACCCGAUGCUUUCACCUUGCAAAUCAAACAACACCAUGAUCAAAUCGACCAAUUCCUUCAACUCCAGGGCGAGCAAUUGCGGCGGGCAUUAACGGAGAAGAGGAAGAGGCAUUAUCGGGCGCUGCUGAGGGCAGCGGAGGAAUCGGUGUUGCGGCGGCUGAGGGAGAAGGAGGUAGAGGUGGAGAAAGCGACGCGGCGCAACGCGGAGUUGGAGGCACGCGCGGCGCAGCUUGGCGUGGAGACGCAGCUUUGGCAGGCGAAGGCGAAGGCGCAGGAAGCGACUGCGGCAUCGUUGCAGGCGCAGCUGCAGCAGGCCAUGAUGAGCGGCGAGGAUGGCGGGGGAGGGGUGUCGUGCGCCGGGGGCGAGGCCGAGGAUGCCGAGUCAGCAUGUGUUGACCCGGAGCGAGUUGGUCCGAAAUGCAGAGGGUGCGCAAAACGCGUGGCUUCAGUGGUGGUUUUGCCGUGUCGCCACCUAUGCAUCUGCGCUCAGUGCAACACACAUUUUCGGGCGUGUCCCGUUUGCCUCACCGUUAAAAAUUCAACCGUUCAAGUCCAUCUUUCUUAAUCUUAGUACCCAUUCACAUGCCUCUCCUUCGCAACUAAACACACCCAAAUCAGUAUCGCAUUAAACAAUAACAGUAAUAAUAAUAAUAAUAAAAAAAAUCAAAUGUUUUUAUUUAUUUAUUUAUUUUCUCUCACUAGUGUUUAUCUUUUUAAUGAAUCCAAGGGGGAUUUUUUUUUUCUUUCUUUGUUGUUGUACAUCACUGAGAAGAGAAUUGAGAAGGUUGGGUGACUAUUUUUGUUUUUUUAUAAAUUCUUAACCCUCCUUGAAUUUUAUAUUUCUUCAUUGGAGCACAGUAAAUUUAUAAUUGCGUAGGUGAUGUACUUGGAUGGCCACGUGGUUAUUAUUAUUAUUAUUUUUUAUAAAUACAAUCCAGUAAAUACUUUUAUUGGAUAAA
Messenger RNA from Vigna unguiculata (cowpea), 1798 nucleotides. Its product is annotated as BOI-related E3 ubiquitin-protein ligase 1-like. Gene Ontology annotation, molecular function: ubiquitin-protein transferase activity. The record is from RefSeq and is a predicted model, not a curated record. NCBI's taxonomy places the organism in Eukaryota, Viridiplantae, Streptophyta, Magnoliopsida, Fabales, Fabaceae.